Messenger RNA from Arctia plantaginis, 3123 nucleotides. The record is from the annotation of a GenBank genome assembly. NCBI's taxonomy places the organism in Eukaryota, Metazoa, Arthropoda, Insecta, Lepidoptera, Erebidae.
AUGAGUGUUGAUGCUUACGGACCGAGCUCUCAAACACUCACAUUCUUGGACACUGAGGAAGCGGAUCUUAUCGGAGCUGAUACUCAAGGCUCAGAAUUCGAAUUCACUGACUUCACCCUACCUUCCCAGAGUCAGACACAGGCCUCUCAACAUGACCAUGGCCUGUCAUCAUCAAAUCAGGUGAAUGGGCUAGGGCGUUCAGAUUUGUCAUCAAAAGUUUCAAAUGUGACGAAUGCUAUCGCAGAGUUGCAAUUUGAAGAGGAAGAUGAGGCGUUGUAUAGCAGUAAGGAGUUGCCAGACCACGCUUGUAAAUACUGUGGCAUACAUGAUCCAGCCACUGUUGUCAUGUGCAAUAUUUGCAACAAGUGGUUUUGCAAUGGGCGUGGAAACACAUCGGGGUCUCAUAUCAUCAAUCACUUAGUGCGUGCCAAGCACAAGGAAGCUGCAUUACACCGAGAUGGUCCCCUUGGAGAGACACUGCUGGAGUGCUACUCUUGCGGAGCUAGAAAUGUAUUUGUGUUGGGAUUUAUACCUGCUAAAGCUGAUUCUGUUGUUGUGCUCCUUUGCCGACAACCAUGUGCAGCCCAAAGUUCUCUCAAGGAUAUGAACUGGGAUCAAGAACAAUGGAAGCCUUUGAUUUCGGAUCGAGCCUUUCUAUCUUGGUUGGUAAAAGUACCAUCUGAAGCAGAGCAGAUGAGAGCCCGCCAGGUUACUCCACAACAAAUAGGCCGUCUGGAAGAGCUGUGGCGUGAUAACGUAGAUGCUACAUUUCAAGAUUUGGAAAAACCUGGUGUGGACGAAGAGCCUCAUCAAGUGCUUUUGAGGUAUGAAGAUGGUUAUCAAUAUCAAAACAUCUUUGGGCCACUAGUGAAGCUAGAAGCGGAUUACGACAAGCGUCUCAAGGAAUCGCAAACUCAAGAUGGAAUUGAAGUCCGUUGGGAUGUGGGACUCAAUAAGAAAACAAUAGCUUACUUCACUCUAGCUAAAACUGACAGCGAUAUGAAGCUUAUGCAUGGUGAUGAACUUAGAUUGAGAUAUGUGGGUGAGUUGCACAAAGCGUGGUCAGGCGUGGGCCACGUGAUCAAAGUGCCGGAUAACUACGGCGACGACGUGGGCCUCGAGCUCAAGAGCGGGGCAGGCGCUCCUUUGGACUGCACCUCCAACUUCGUAGUCGAUUUCAUUUGGAAGAGCACUUCAUUUGACAGGAUGCAACUAGCUCUUCGCAAAUUUGCCGUGGACGAUUCUUCUGUGUCGGGAUACAUCUAUCGUCGUCUGCUUGGACAUGAAGUUGAAGAAGUGCUCUUUCGUGUACAUCUACCAAAGCACUUCAGCGCCCCUAAUUUACCUGAUCUCAAUCGUUCUCAGGUAUAUGCUGUCAAGCAUGCCCUUCAGCGCCCUCUUUCCCUAAUUCAAGGACCACCAGGAACGGGUAAAACUGUCACAUCAGCCACCAUUGUGUACCAACUUGUUAGACAGAACAGCGGGCCUGUUCUUGUGUGCGCCCCUUCUAAUACCGCUGUGGAUCAAUUAACUGAGAAAAUUCAUAGAACUGGUCUAAAAGUUGUUAGGCUGUGUGCUAAGUCCCGAGAGGCGAUGGAAUCAUCAGUAUCAUUCUUGGCACUGCACGAACAAGCAAGGGCUUUAGGUUCGGCAGACAGCGAACUUAGAAAGCUGACCAGGUUAAAGGAGGAAGCUGGUGAACUGUCUGCUGCUGAUGAAAGAAGAUAUCGUGCUUUACGUCGUGCCGCAGAACGGCGUAUAUUGGACGCGGCUGAUGUUGUCUGUACCACGUGCGUAGGCGCGGGAGACCCGAGAGUUGCUCGCAUGCGUUUCCAAUCUAUUCUUAUUGACGAAGGCAUGCAAUCUACUGAGCCGGAAUGUAUGGUGCCCGUAGUACUUGGCGCGAGACAACUGAUUCUAGUAGGCGAUCACUGCCAGCUCGGUCCGGUUGUCAUGUGCAAAAAAGCCGCUAAAGCUGGGCUAAGCCAAAGUUUAUUUGAGCGUUUGGUCGUCCUUGGCAUACGUCCUUUCCGUCUGGAAGUCCAAUACCGCAUGCAUCCUGAACUAUCACGUUUCCCAUCGGACUUUUUCUAUGAGGGAUCUCUCCAAAACGGCGUCAGCGCUGAGGAACGUCGUCUGCACAAAAUCGAUUUCCCAUGGCCUAGAGCCGAUCGACCUAUGUUUUUCUACGUGACCCAGGGUCAGGAAGAAAUUGCCGGAUCCGGAACUUCCUAUUUAAAUAGAACUGAAGCUGCAAACGUCGAAAAACUAACAACACGUUUUUUAAAAGCCGGUGUGCGUCCGGAACAGAUCGGUAUCAUCACUCCUUACGAGGGCCAGAGGUCCUACCUCGUGCAACAUAUGCAAUAUCAAGGUAGUCUGCACGCCAAAUUGUACCAGGAGAUCGAAGUCGCCAGCGUCGACGCUUUUCAAGGUAGAGAAAAGGAUAUCAUCAUAAUGUCCUGUGUCAGAUCCAACGAGCACCAAGGAAUAGGGUUCUUGAGCGAUCCGCGUCGUCUCAACGUCGCCUUGACCAGAGCUAAAUACGGUCUCAUAGUGGUCGGCAACCCUAAGGUCCUGAGUAAACAGCCGCUAUGGAAUCACCUGCUCGCGUUCUACAAGGAGCGUCGCGUCCUAACGGAGGGGCCACUCUCCAACUUAAAAGAAUCGGCCAUCCAAUUCGCCAAGCCUAAGAAGCUGGUGAACGCACAAAAUCCCGGUUCUCAUUUCAUGUCGACGUCGAUGUUCGACGCGCGCGAGGCGAUGGUGCCGGGCUCGGUGUACGACCGCGCGCGGCCCCUGCGCGACCCGCUGGCCUACGUGGGCCCCGAGCGCGCCGCCAUGCUGCACGCGCCCGUGCCGCCCGCCGCCUUCUCGGCGCACCGCGGCCUGCAGCGCCCGCCGCUCGGGGCACAGCAGCGCAGCGCCCGGCGCCGGCCCCCGCGCCUGUCGCAGGAGCCGCUGUCGCAGCAGCCGCAGCCGCUGUCGCUGUCGCAGGGCGCCUCGCAGCCGGACUUCAGCCAGGAGUCCGCCGCGCCCGACUGCCCGUCGCAGCCCGACGGGCUCCUGUCGCAGGACUCGACGUACCAGGGCGGGUUCCGGGCGCGCUGCAGCCAGUACUGA